This is a messenger RNA of Carassius gibelio (silver crucian carp), 3946 nucleotides long. RefSeq names its product C-type lectin domain family 4 member A. Bases 1 to 780 code for a protein of 259 amino acids. The transcript is spliced from 7 exons. Lineage: Eukaryota; Metazoa; Chordata; Actinopteri; Cypriniformes; Cyprinidae. The record is from RefSeq and is a predicted model, not a curated record.
AUGAUAACAGGAAAUGACAAAAGGAAAGUGUGGCAUGGAACCCCUCAUAUUAAUUUCAGUCAGAGCAUUCUCUAUUUGAAAAUCAGAUGUAGCCACAAAAUGCAUGAAAACAUUUAUAUGAAUCCCAUGCAGCAUAAUCCAGGGUCAGAAGCGAGAGAUCAAAAUAAGAAGUUUGUCGGCAAUAAGAGGGAUGGUGUCUAUUUGGUGGUUCUUCUCUCUAUUCUCCUCUUCCUGUCUCUGCUGGCUACAGCAGUGUUGGCUUGCCUGUAUUACACCAGUAACUCAAAUCAGUUGAUAGAAUGUGAGCCAGUUAAAAACAACUCAAAUCUAGAAGACAACAAGCCACUACUUUCCUGUUCUUAUAAAGGUUUGCCAGAGAAGUGGGUCCAGGACAAGGGCAGAUUCUAUGUUUUCUCCAAUGAUACAAAGGAAUGGAACAGCAGCAGACAACGCUGUCAGGAUCUGGGUGGAGACCUGGUCAUCAUCAACAGCAGUGAGGAGCAGGAAUUUCUUGCUCAGCAAAUAGUCGAUUUUAAUGCAUUGGUGCUACACUGGAUCGGUCUGACUGACCACCAGACCGAGGGAGUAUGGCUUUGGGUGGACAACAGCCUCCUAAACAACAACAUCUCAUGGUGGAUCUACCCCCCUGACAAUUAUGAUAUGCGUGAUCCCAUGGGUGAAGACUGUGCUGUAAUAAAUGGAUACCUAAAAGGAGAAAAAUGGGGAGAUAUUUCUUGCUUGGAAAUGCAAAGAAGUAUUUGUGAGGUUCCGUGUUCUUGAUCAGUAGUACUACAGUUUUUACAGUGAUGUCAUUGAUGAACAAAAGUUGGUCCCCAAAGAACCUUUCAGGAAAUCUUUUUUUUAAAAGAACCAUUUUUAGUGUGAAGAAUAUUAUAAUGUAUUAAUCUAAACAAUGUAUUUCCACUGUAAAGAACCUUUUGUGGAAUGGAAAGUUUUGGAUGUCAAAGGUUCUUUUGACACUUCAUGACUUUCAAUACCAUUGUUAUAUAUAAUAAUGUAUUAUAUACAAUACACUUAAGAAAGAUUUACGUUCUUUAUUUUGUAAUUAUUGUUAGCAGCAAUGGCCACAGCACCUCCAUCCACCUUAUUUUGCAUUGUGGAAGUAAGCUUCUGAUUCAUCAGCCACUAUAGGUAAAUAAUUAGAAGAAUAGCAAAGUGCUACAAACCAGUGUGUUAAUAAUUAUGACAUUAAAAGAAUAUAUCAACAUCAAUAGCAACAUCAAACAUCAUAACUAGUGAAUGAAAGCCUCACGCAUGUAGAGGCCAGUCUCCAGUUAUGACUCUCAGGGUGGUUGAGAUAAUUGAGGAGGUGGAUGUUGCAUGCUUGCCAGGGUGGGCAAAUGUUCAUUAUUGGGUGGCCCAGGAGCCCUGUGAAUCUUGGUCUUGUUUGUUUCCAGUCCUCAUUAACAUAAGAAUGACAUGAUCCAGUCUGACUUUUUUAUUAAUAUUAUUAUUUUUUUAUAACCGAGCAGUAGACUUGUGCCGGUAUUCAAUAAUGCGAUAAAUUACGGUGAUGAAUAUGCACGAUAUUGUUAUUGUAGGCAGUUCUAUAUACCGUGAAUAAUUAUAUACUACAAAUUAUUCGGAAUUUGGAAUGCAUUUUAAGACUACUUUUCCCAUCAACUGUUCAAAAUGAACAAUGCCGCUGUAUGCUGCUUGAAAGAUGCAUGUACGCUCUCAUGUAAAAAAGCACGCAUGAGAAGCACAUGAGGCAACACGUGAGAGGCACGCUGUAUGAAAGCAAAGACUAUAAUUUUUGAAUGGGAAAAAAUGCAACACUCAAUAUGGCCGCUCAAUCUCAGGAAGCCCUGCCUUCUGAAUGAAAGAGCCAAUCGCUAAUCGGUAAAGUAAUUGCAUCACUGCAGCUGCUGUUAGAAAUCCUGGUUGCUAUAGAAACAGUGAGUGUUUGGAGACUGCUCUUGGGACUGUGCAUGUGGCAUAUCUAGCCUGAUUAAUAAGAUUUUCAUAAUGCUAUUUGAGCAAAAAUAACAACAUUUAUGACACAGUUGUUGUCAGAUUUCUUCUGUGAUUUCAAAUGUGAAAUAUAAUCAUAAGCAUACUGAACAGUUUUGGAGAAUUUGAUGUUUCCCCAUUCAUAGAGAUUGCACUUGAAUGCCCGAGAAGCGUUUCGAAGAUGGCCGCCGAGUGACAUGAAUUGUCUUGAAGGACUUUGAAGAAAGCACAUUCACUCUCUGACUGCAGAUGGUGCUAAACUGCAGAAAAUGCAGCCAUUAACCUGGAAACCCAUAAAUAAAGCAGCUGUGUCACUUUCUAAAACGUAUUUAAAUAGUGAUUCAGAUUUGUGGAUUUGCUAUGGUGGUCAUUACAGCCCAAAUACUUAAAUAUUUAGGCUUAAUAGGCUAUUAUUUUCAAACUUUUUUUUACAUUUUAAUCUGGACUACAACAUGUCCUCCAACCCUGCUCCUGGCGAUCAACUGUCCUGCAAAGUUUAGCUCCAUCCCUAAUCAAACACACCCUUAAUUUUUAAGUGGGCCUGAAGACCUUAAAUAGUUGCUUCAGGUGUGUUUUAUUAGGACUGGAGCUGAACUUUGCAGGACAUUCGAUCUCCAGAAGAAGUGAUACCUAUUGGUCUUCCUUGUGCACUUUAAUCGGUGUAAAACAUUUAACUUUAUUUAUUUUUCUGUAUUGCUUUAUUGUAUUUAAAUAUUCAAUUAUUUUGUUUAUAAGACAAAAGUUAUUAAACCUGUUUGUAACAACGUACAAACUUCAUAAUCAUCGGGAAGAAGGAGGCGGGAACCGGCAGACAAUUAAAUGACAUUUUAAUGACAAAAUAAAUAUAAAACAGCGCGUCAGCCCCUCACGGAUGACUGACGCGCACAAAUAAAAACCAAACACAACUAAAACCCAGGCCUGGUCCUCUCUCGUCCUUCACUGUCGUCACUCCUCUUUUAUAUCCUUCCAUCUCCUCCGUGGGACAAGCAGGUGUCGCUCAUUUCCAAUCACUCCACUGGCCUCGCUCCUGUUCCCACGGCUCUUGGCCCCGCCCCACUCGUCACACUGUUAUAAUGUACUAUGACCACUUUUUGGAAAAUAAACUUUAAUAUUGUGAUAAUACCAUAUAGCAUUAGCAAUUAAUCGCAACAUGAACAAUUGAUACCGACAUUAUGUCGGCGACAUAUCCCCACAGAGCAGUCAAAACAAGCACAAGGCAGUAAUACCUAUUAUCUAUUUUAAAAAUCUAUAAAAAAAUAUAUUAAUCCCAAUCACUGGCUCAAUUUACCCCAAAGUAUCUGGUUAUAACUUUCUGAAGAAGAAGAAAAAAAAAGUCCCUCAUACAUAUUUUGUGUUUAACUGGUAUGUACAGUAUACAGUGCAAAAGUCUUAGGCCACUAGUAUUUUCACCAACAAAAAAUGGUGAAGUCGGUCUCAGUUUGUUCUGUUUUUCUUCAUGUUAUUCCAGACAGACUGAUGAUGAUGAGAUCAUAUCAGAUCAGAUCUCUGUGUGGAGCACUGGCUGCAGUCAGACUCAUUGUGCAAGCAAAAAUCUCACUGGAUUAUUACAAUUAAAGACAAAAAUAAUGUUUGGAAAUGUAAACUGAUAUUUACUAAUGACACACUACAGCAAAACAUGGAAAUAACUGCCUUAAAAUAAUUUUUGUUGGUGAAAAUAGUAGUGGCCAAAGACUUUUGCACAGUACUGUAUGUCUAAAGGUAUUUGUGGUCUGUGAGGGCUGCUGCCUUAUCACCUUCAUUUCUGUAUGUGUGAAAUGUGAACAGCAAGAAGCUCCCCUUCAGUUCAGUAAGAGAAGGACGAUAAAGUAAGCCAUGUUUCUUUCCAUUGUAAUUGAUUGCAUCAUUAUUAAAUUAGAGUGAGAUCAGAGUUCAAUUUCUUUAACAUUUCAUCAAUUAGGUAAAAACAUAAAUAGCAAGUGUAAAAAAAAAAAAAAAAAAAAAAAAAAAGAAA